CAAUGGAAUACGGUUGCCCGUUCUAUCUCCAGUUCGUUUCCCCACGUGGCUUCCACGACCAGUUGAAUCCUGAGGCUUGAAUGUUGCCUGAAGAUAUGUCUUCUGAUGUGCGAUUAGUUCACAUCAAAGAGCCUGGGAAGCAGAAUAGCAAAAUGAAGAAUCUUUGGAAAAGACAGGCGUCAUGGUCGACCCAAAGCGAGCGUUCGCCAAACAAGAGGCCACGGCUGCGUCGUCAACCAUGGGACGAUCAGGCUCUCUUACGUCGGGGUGGGAUUCAGCCUCCUUCUGAUUUCUUGCUUGGAGGGAACAUCAAGGAUCCUCUGAAUCUGAGCAGCUUGCAGGAUGAACAUGUGAAUCGGGCUGCCAACGCCACUCCACGGUGUUCACCGAUGACAACACCCAGUCAUAAGAAAGAGGAAGUGGAGGUUCUCAUACCAAUCAACAUUAAUGAUCCCCUGAACUUAGAUUCCAAUUAUUCUUCCCCUAAUAAACAGAGGAAGCAUAGUGGUCGGAGGCCCAACAAACGGAAACGGCCCAGCAUGGAAUUCAUGGGUUGUGAUAGUGAACAACCUAAACCUACUAUUAUUGGCAAACGAGUGAGAGCAAUGAGUGAAAGUGAUGUUGGAUGCCUGAGGGCAAUGACAUGUCGUGUGAUCUCUAAAAGUCAGCUUUCAGUUGCAUCCUGCAUUCAGCCAAAGCCUGAAUCCAGUGUCAUCAUCACCAUUUCCUCUGCUGAACCAACAGAUUCUGAUAAACCAAAAGUUGAAACUCCUUCUCCAAGUUGUUCUCAGCCAAAACCAAGACCACAACCCACGGAACCUAAAGUACAGCCAGUGAAGGAAGUGUUUCGGUAUGGGAAUUACCUUCGCUACUAUGGAAAGCGAAAUGAGAAAGGUGCCCUUGAUGUUCGCCUGUCGUGUUUUCUGAAGGACUGGUUCAAAGGUAAAGAUGUUCUUGAUAUUGGGUGCAACAUAGGGCAUAUAACAUGGAGUAUUGGCAGAGAUUAUGCUCCUCGGAAGAUUGUUGGCAUUGACAUUGACAACCGUCUCAUCAAGAUUGCCAAGAAAAACAUGCGACAUUAUCUGCCUCCUUCUGGAAAGCCUUCAGAAAGUUUCCCAAAGAGUUUUGUGAAGAUGUAUGGGCGACUGGAUGCCCCAAAUAUCCCAAUGCCUACCAAGAUUGGUGAUGAUAUCCAGUUUCCAUACAAUGUGUCCUUUGUUGCUGGGAAUUACAUUGGAAAAGGUGAGGAAAUACUAGAGAGGACGAAGGCAGAAUAUGAUGUCAUCCUGUGCCUCAGCAUUACCAAAUGGGUGCAUCUAAACUGGGGGGACCAAGGGAUCAUGCGCCUCUUCCAUCGUGUGUUCAAGCAUUUGCGUCCAGGAGGGAAAUUCAUCCUGGAACCGCAACCAUGGCACUCCUACCACAAAAGGAAGAAACUCAGUCUGGAGAUCCAAGAGACUUUCAAGAACCUCCAGAUCAGGCCAAGAGAUUUCCCUGAGAUUCUGCUGAAGCAAGUGGGAUUCUCGGCCAUGGAAUCCAUUGGAUAUCCGAAGCACAAGUCUCAGGGAUUCGAAAGACCUCUUCUUAUGUUCUUCAAGGAUGAAGAGGAUAAAGGCAACUCAUCUCGCACUCCUACCAUAUCAUUGGCCGCUUCUGUGGAAGUGGAUCCUUUGCAAGCAGGAAGUGAACAUUCAAAAACAACCUCAGAGGAUGGACAGGAAGGCCUCACCAAGGAUGCAAAUGUUGUGACAAGGACUCAAAGACUUAUGGACCUCCAGAAUUCGAACGAUGGAGGAUGA
This is a messenger RNA of Darwinula stevensoni, 1799 nucleotides long. NCBI's taxonomy places the organism in Eukaryota, Metazoa, Arthropoda, Ostracoda, Podocopida, Darwinulidae. The record is from the annotation of a GenBank genome assembly.